AUGUCACAAAAGGUGAAUGUCCUUACACACCCUAUCAAUUCAACUAGCGAAGAAAACGCCAGCGUUUUCUUCAUCGGAACUGCUACUACAGUUCUUGAAUGGCGUGGUUUCCGCAUUUUGACUGAUCCGAAUUUUCUACAUGCAGGGGACCAUGUGCAUCUUGGACCUGGAGUAACUUCACAAAGAAGGACAAAUCCAGCUGUUGAACUGGAUAAAUUACCUCAUUUGAAUUGCAUUUUACUGUCCCACUACCAUGAGGAUCAUUUUGAUCGGAUAGUCGAAGAUUCGCUCAAUAGGAACUUCCCUAUUAUUACGACCCCGCAUGCGAAAGGAUGUCUGACCUCUUCAUCUAGAUCAGAGCCUUUCAAGUCUGUUUAUGCCCUCGAUUUCUUUGAAAGCAUGCUUUUGGAAUGCCGAAACAGCGGCAAGACAGAAAAAGACGAAUCAAGGACAUCUGCGAUAAAAGUAACCGGCAUGCCAGGAAAACAUAUCCCUCCCGGCCCUAUCUCAAAGUUGAACGACUUUUUGAAUGCUGUACCGCCCACAAAUGGAUGGCUCCUUGAGCUGGGCUGGGUAACUGGCUACCGCAUCUAUAUAUCUGGUGAUACAUUAUUUGUCGACGAGUUACAGGAGAUUCCAAAGUGGCUUGAAGGGAAGCAAGUUGAUCUUAUGCUAAUUCAUCUUGGAGGCACCACAAUUCCAAGCGCCCUCGCUCCGUUGGUAAUGGUGACUAUGGAUGCCAAACAAGGGCUCCAGUUGAUUCGUCUUGUUAACCCAGAUAUCACAAUUCCUAUACAUUACGACGACUAUGAUGUUUUUCUUUCGCCAUUGUCAGACUUUAUGAAAGAGAUCGAGCAUGCUGGGCUACAGAACCGAGUCGUCUACCUCAAUAGAGGAGAGCAAUACCAAUUCACUGUACAAUAACAUUACAUUUUACUUAUAU
This is a messenger RNA of Trichoderma atroviride IMI 206040, 943 nucleotides long. The record is from RefSeq and is a predicted model, not a curated record. Lineage: Eukaryota; Fungi; Ascomycota; Sordariomycetes; Hypocreales; Hypocreaceae.